Messenger RNA from Oreochromis aureus, 1976 nucleotides. RefSeq lists its product as uncharacterized. Gene Ontology annotation, cellular component: membrane raft; external side of plasma membrane. NCBI's taxonomy places the organism in Eukaryota, Metazoa, Chordata, Actinopteri, Cichliformes, Cichlidae. Gene Ontology annotation, molecular function: MHC class II protein binding; protein tyrosine kinase binding. The transcript has 6 exons. Gene Ontology annotation, biological process: interleukin-15-mediated signaling pathway; T cell activation; positive regulation of ERK1 and ERK2 cascade. The coding region runs from base 45 to 959 and encodes 304 amino acids. The record is from RefSeq and is a predicted model, not a curated record.
CAGUCGAGAUCGAGAACAAGAAAGAAGUGAGACAGAGAAGCACGAUGGAUGAAUUCAGAUGGAUUCAAAUGUUUUCAUGUCUGAUGCUGAUGAUUCAGAUUGUAGUUUUUGCAAAUGAAAAAUCCUUUUUUACAAAAGUUGGAGAUGACGUCACUCUGCCUUGUCUAAAUGUGCUAGAUGAGCAGAAUAACUGUGACGGUACUACGUGGACCUUUAUUUCAAGAAAUAAAACAGCAGCAGAGCUGAUCACACUUGGACAGAUUAGUGAAAAACUCAAAACUAAAUCAGACAGACUGAAUGUUACAGCGAACUGUUCUCUGCGUAUAAAGAAGCUCACGAUUGAGGAUGUUGGUCUUUAUUCCUGUAAACAAUACCAAUUAGGAGAAACAGAGGGUCACAAAAUUCUGGUUCAUCAUUCUUUAUUUGAUCUCUCUGUUAUUACCUUGAAUGAAUACGAGGACAAUGAUAGGAUGACAUUAAACUGCUCUGUGUUGACGUAUGGAAGGUGCCGUCACACAGUGAAGUGGCUGAUUAAAGGUCACGAUGUGGACAAAGAGAACAACCAAGUAGUGACCUCACACACUGACUGCUCCACCACCGUUUCAUUUCCGAAGUCUCAUUUUAUUCAUUCACCAAAAUAUCAGUUACUGAAGUGUGAAGUGACUGAUACUAAGACAAAGAGAGUGCAGCAGUUUACCUUCAGUCAGCAGCCCUCAGAUUUUUUUCUAUUGUUGAAAAUCGUUAUUGUCUCUGUGGGUUUAGCCGUGCUUACAAUAACUGUUGUCACAGUUAACAUCUGGACAAGAACUAAAGUUAAUAAAGCACAGACGGACAAAAACACAGUUCAGGAUGAUGACAAAGAUGAUGCAUACAGCACUGUGAAGGCUCCUUCCUCUUCUGCUGCAGCCACUGCUCAUCCCAGCAACAUCUACUCUACUGUCAGUUUUCCAGCCAUAUAGUUCAAAUAUUAUACAAAAAGGAUUUCAAAGACUAUUUUUGUUUUGAUUUCUCAUGGAGAAAUUUGUUAGCAAUAUGCUAAAUGGUUUAAAAUAUUCCUGUUAGAUUGCCUGUGUUACAGGCAAUCUAACAGGAUCUAAUGUGACACAGAGAUGUGGAACACAUUGUUUUAUUUAAUAUGUCUAAAAAAGAAACACCUGUUACUGUGAGAGUGCCGGCUGUAUUAUUGUUCUAUACAGCAAUGCUGUUUUCUUUUGUCUAUAAAUAUAUAAAUAAUGUAUUUUUGCAUUUUUUAAUGAAAAUAUAGUUGAUGCCUGGUUUAUUUUCACAAGGUUAUGAAGUGAAGACAAGACUGGGUGGAUGGAAAACAUACAGCUAUUACACCAGAUACAAGAUAGUUUCUCAAUAUAAACUUUGUCUCUCAGUACAUGGUAAACUUUUGCUGUAUGAAACCAAACCAGUGUCUUUCUAUCUAACCACAAAAACUUUAUAUAGACAUUAAUGUUGUUAGUAAUCAGAAACAUAUGGGGUUACAUUUUCAUUAAAAAUCUGUUUGUUGUUUCAGUUUAAGCCAGUAAAAUAACCUGAGAAAAGAUGGCAGCUGGCCAGCAGCGUUCAGCGUCAUCAUCCUCUGGGUUUAUGUUGUAUUUGAGGUUUGAAUUCCUGUUUUGAUGUCUUUAGCAUUCUGGUGAUGCUGAGCUUUAGUUUUGUUGUAUUAUUUGAGUUUUUGAGUUCUGGUUGGUGUUUAGUUUUUAUUGAGUUUUGGUGCCUAUUUGGAGUAUUUUUUGUGUGUUUUUACUUCAUGUCUCAUUUACGUACUUGUACCCUUUCUCUUAUCAUGUUUUGUGGGAUUUGUAGUUUUAGUUGUCUUUCCUGUUUUCCUUUGAAGGUGACUUUAAUUUUCUGUGUUAAUUGCUUCUUUCUGCUGGGAUCUUCUGCUCUGCCCUAAUUGUUUUCACCUGUGUGUAAUUACAUUCAUCCCCUCCAAAUCAUCAUCAUUCAUCAGUUAUAGUCCUGUC